Molecule: messenger RNA, 2188 nt
Organism: Copidosoma floridanum
Lineage: Eukaryota; Metazoa; Arthropoda; Insecta; Hymenoptera; Encyrtidae
Product: BRCA1-associated protein
Biological process (GO): protein ubiquitination; Ras protein signal transduction
Cellular component (GO): cytoplasm
Molecular function (GO): nucleic acid binding; ubiquitin protein ligase activity; zinc ion binding
Source: RefSeq, a predicted model, not a curated record
UAAUUUAGAUGUGUUGUAGGUCGUAUAUUUAACAUGUGUCUGAUGUGUCGCGUUAUAAAUAAUUUAAUGUGUAGAAUUGUAGAUGUGAUUGCAAACGAAAACUAAAAUAACUCGUCGUCGGAGCUGUUAUUAAUCCAUCAGGUGUAUAACUGUAUACCUAUUUUCCAAGUACUACAGUAAAGAAAAGGGAAAGUUCGUCGUAAAUUAGUUGAUUACUUAAGUUAAGUAGCAGCUCGAGAAAUCGAGUGUUAAAAUGCUCAGUGGCUGGAAAAUGAGGGAAUUCAAGCUCACCUAACGGGAAAUGAUUUUUGACACUUUUACUUUGUCUGCCCGACUGUGCAGUGUGGGUUCUCUUAGUAUGUGAUGUCUUCUCCCGAAAUUCUUGUUUCACUUUGUGUAAUUCGUAUCGAGAUCAGGGACUUUGAUCUGCCCCCAAAGGACGCAAGUGCAAUGGAAAGGAAGAACAUGCAAGGCUCCAGAGAGCCCAGGGAUAUAACUGUAGAAACUUAUUCAGAUCCAAAUGAGAGGCCUUUGCCCAUACUGCCUCAAGGUUCUGGAGUUACAAGCAAGUCUCAUUCGAUCUCAAGAGAAAAUUCGGAGGAAAAAUCUUACGCUGCAGCAGUUUCAGCCUCAGCCUCGAACAUGGAUAGCUCUGCUGGUGCAGCUGCUGCUUGUAAUGUAGCUUCGGACCAAAUCAAUUUCAUCUCUGGAAAUCCCUUUGUAGAAGUCAGCAAAGGCAUAUUGCACCUUUACAAGGAAAACACACUCACGGAGAUGCGUUCAGCUGCCAAUCAAAGUAACACGAUUUGUAUACUCUCUGUUCCUGCAAACAUGACCUGUCAUGACUUAAUGAUGUUUACUGCUGCGUGUCAUCAAAAUAUUCAGUAUUUUAGAAUCAUUAGAGAUGGAAAUCCCAACCAUUAUAUGGCUCUUUUAACUUUUCGUUCAUUGACUGCUGCUAGCGAAUUUUAUGAAACAUUUAACGGAGCUGCUUACAACUCAUUGGAGCCAGAAAUCGUUUGUCACAUGGUUUUUGUUUCCAAAGUCGAAACUGCUGAUAAUGGUUUUCCACUUUCUGGACACACUGAAUUACCAUCGUGUCCAGUGUGCCUAGAAAAAAUGGAUGAAAGUGUCGAUGGAAUAUUGACUAUACUGUGCAAUCAUACUUUUCACGCCAGCUGUCUUGUCAAGUGGGGUGAUACAUCCUGUCCCGUAUGCCGUUAUGCUCAAACUCCAGAACCAAUCGCAGACAGUCAUUGCAUGGAGUGUCCUGGGGAUUCGACUAAUGAAGCACUAUGGAUUUGCCUGAUUUGUGGACACAUUGGUUGUGGUCGGUACGAUCAAAGCCAUGCAUUCGAGCAUUAUAGUGAUACACAUCAUUGCUACGCAAUGGAGUUGGGAAAUAAUAGAGUGUGGGAUUAUGUUGGUGAUCACUGGGUUGACAGGCUAUUACAAAAUAAAGAUGGCAAGAUGGUAGAAGGAGGCCAAGAGUCAUCCAAAGGUGAAAGAACAGCUGUUGAUGAAAAGGUUGAUUCUGUACAGUUGGAGUUCUCUUACAUGUUGACCUCACAACUUGAAUCGCAGAGAUUGUACUUUGAAGAAUUAGUUGCUAAAGUGGAACAGAGAAAUGCUAGUGAUAUAAGAGAGCUAACUGAACGAGUUGAAAAAAUUACCGAGGAAAAUUCUAAGCAAAAGAACCAGUUGGCAGCUCUAACUCGAGAAAAACUAGCAAUUGAAAAGAAGCUACAACAUUCAAACGCUAAAUUAACACAAAUUCAAGCUCAGCUAGCAGAAGAAAAAGAACUCAGGAAGGCACUGCAAGAUAAUCAAACAUCUUGGCAAAUCAAGCACAAGCAGUUACAAGAUGAAAUGAAUGUUUAUAAGGAGAAGAAGGAAACAGAAAUAAAUGAGUUAAACGAGCAGUUACGCGAUCUCAUGUUCUUCUUAGAGGCGCAGAAGCAGAUUGAAAACUCGGCUGAUAAAGAAGAAAUCGCAUCUGGUCGGAUUGUUAUUGAACCGAGUUCAAACAAUCCCAAGUCCAAUCAACCAAAGAGCAAAAACAAAAGAGAUAAAUAAUAAUGUCUUUUUUGUACUGUGAGCACUUCGUGAAUUAUUGUUCAACGACUUUUUACUUGUGAAAUGUUAGUUUUUUAAUCGUAAAACCGUAAAUAAAACGAAUAAUUUUUAA